Dentiscutata erythropus is the source of this 196-nucleotide messenger RNA. The record is from the annotation of a GenBank genome assembly. Lineage: Eukaryota; Fungi; Glomeromycota; Glomeromycetes; Diversisporales; Gigasporaceae.
GACCAAUAUUUUAAUGCCUAAAACUUGGAGUUACUUUCAUAGAACAUUCGAAGAGAGUGGUAUAAAAGUAUAUCAAACUCGUGGCAUUGUGGAGGUACCUGUAAUUUGGAAAUCAUUAGCUGAAAAAGCAGUCGAGAAAAGCCAAUUAAAAAUGAACGAAUUGUUUAAAAAAACCCAAGACUACUACUAUAGCUAG